AUGUUUUCAAUUGGCACAGAUAGUAGUAGUAAGAUACUCUUCGUAUUAUCAACUGCUAUUGGAUGGUAUGUAUGGUUAUUUAUGCGUCGAGUUGGAACACAGAAAUCGACUGGUAGUGUUACUGAUCUAAAUCUUGAAGGCAGUAUUUCAGAAUAUGCAAAAGAUAUUAUAUUGGCAAUUGUUAUUACUCAAUCUGCUAGUCUUUUACAUCGAUAUUUUUGGUGGUUAAUUUUAGCCAUUCCACUUUAUGCUAUCUAUAAAGCCAUCAUGCUCUUUUUCUUUUCACCCUAUGCUCAAUUACGUAGUAGCGGAAAUAAUCAAGGUGAGGAUGAUCAAUCAGAUGGAAAAAAAGGUGGCAAAAGAAAAAUUGUUCGUGUUGCUCGACACUAG
Messenger RNA from Rotaria sp. Silwood1, 390 nucleotides. Lineage: Eukaryota; Metazoa; Rotifera; Eurotatoria; Philodinida; Philodinidae. The record is from the annotation of a GenBank genome assembly.